This is a messenger RNA of Brassica oleracea var. oleracea, 2622 nucleotides long. Its product is annotated as glutamate receptor 1.2-like. The record is from RefSeq and is a predicted model, not a curated record. The coding region runs from base 1 to 2622 and encodes 873 amino acids. Gene Ontology annotation, molecular function: glutamate-gated receptor activity. Lineage: Eukaryota; Viridiplantae; Streptophyta; Magnoliopsida; Brassicales; Brassicaceae. The transcript has 4 exons. Gene Ontology annotation, cellular component: plasma membrane.
AUGAAGAGAUUUACCUUUCAAAACCCAAUUCUAGUUUCGUUUCUUCUUGUUCUGCUGCUUCUCUUCAUCUCCAACUGUCUCGCUUCCAGUCAAAACGACGACGUUAAUAAAGACUCCGGGUCUGAAUAUGACCGGGUUCCGGUUCAGGUUCCAGUCGGGUUGGUUUUGGAUUUAGGUUCCGUGGAGGGAAAGAUAGUGAGAAGCUCUGUUUCCUUGGCGCUUUCCGAUUUUUACACCGUUCACAGUGAUUACAAAACAAGACUCUCUCUCUCAGUCAGAAACUCUCACGGAGAGCCUCUCCUAGCUCUCGCUUCUGGUGUGGAUCUGCUGCAAACUGUAGGAGUGGAGGCGAUAAUCAUCGUCGGGAGUUCUUUUCUGGAAACGAAGCUUCUCGCGGAGCUUGGAGAGAAAGCUAGGGUUCCUGUGGUUUCACUUAACUCUCCGAUCUCAUCAUCACUGAGCAGAUACAGUCAUUUGAUCCAAGCAACACAUGAUUCUUCCUCCGAGGCGAAGGGGAUAACAGCUUUCAUCCAUGAGUUUGGUUGGAACAGUGUUUCUCUUGUUUAUGAAGAUGAAGAUGAUUGGAGAGAGAGUAUGCAGCUCAUGGUGGACCAUUUCCAUGAGAACGAGGUCCGUAUACGGUCCAAGGUUGGUUUUACUUCAUCUUUUACUGAUGAGUUAAUCAUGGAUCGGUUAGGGAUGGUGAAGGGUUUGGGGAUGACUGUCUUUGUGGUGCACUCUUCUGAGCUUGUUGCAACUCAUCUUUUUCAAUGUGCUGAGAAGUUAGGGAUGGGUGAAGGGUUUGCUUGGAUCCUCACUGCCAAAACCAUGAACAGCUUCCAUGGGAGCACUGGCGACGAUUUUUCAAGAGAGGUAAUGGAAGGUGUGGUUGGCUUCAAGUCUUACAUUCCAAUGUCAAAAGAGCUUCAGAACUUUACUUCGAGAUGGAGAAAGUCACUACACAGAGAUGAAGUUGCUGGGUUGGAGAUAACUCGUUUGAGCAUCUCUGGCGUAUGGGCUCAUGAUAUCGCUUGGGCUCUGGCGAGAGCAGUGGAAGUUACAAGGAUGGUGAAUGUAUCAUCAUCAACUCUCCUAGAGGCAAUCAAAGAAAGUAGGUUUAAGGGUUUGAGUGGUGACUUGCAAAUCAAGGAUAAGUAUUUCUUGUCAGACAAGUUUGAGAUUGUGAAUUUGAUAGGAUCAGGUGAGAGGAGAGUAGGGUUCUGGAACUCUAAUGGUAGUUUCAGCAACAGAAGACUUUUAUCUUCUUCUACUCAUAACAACAAGCUACAGACUAUAAUCUGGCCAGGUGGGUCUGCUCAGAGUCCUAAUGAACGCAGCACGAGAAAAAAGCUGAGGGUUUUGGUUACAUCUAGCAACAGGUUCCCAAGACUGGUGAAGGUGACGACUGAUCCAACAACAAAAAUAGUAACUGCAGAAGGGUUUUGUAUAGAUGUCUUCAAAGCUUCCAUUAACCCUUUCAACUAUGAUGUGGAGUUCAUACUUUGGCGCAAUGGAAGUAACUACGACAAACUUGCACAUGCACUUUAUAACCAGAGAGACAAGUAUGAUGCAGCGGUGGGAGAUAUUACAAUCACUUCCAAUAGAUUGAAGAAUGUUGAGUUUACAAUGGCAUUCACGGAACUGGGUCUAGGAAUUGUAGCACCAAAGGAGAGAAGUAUGUGGGUGUUCUUCCAACCUCUAACACGAGACCUUUGGAUAACAAGUGCAGCUUUCUUUGUCUUGACGGGUGUUAUAGUUUGGUUGAUAGAAAGACCUGUGAACAAGGAGUUCCAAGGAUCUUGGCCACAACAGAUUGGUGUUAUCUUUUGGUUUGGCUUCUCUACCCUUGUUUAUGCUCACAGGGAGAAGCUAAAACACAACUUAUCAAGAUUUGUAGUUACGGUUUGGGUGUUCGCAGUGCUCAUAUUGACUACAAGCUACACUGCAACGUUAACAUCAAUGAUGACGGUGCAACAGAUCCGAUUCAACUCCAAUAAAGACUUCGUUGGUCACCUUUCAGGCUCAAUCAUUGCAAAUGCCUCCCUCACCGGUCCUAGACUCCGAGCAACGAACACCAAGGGUCUCAACACUUCUCAAGAUUAUGCUGAAGCCUUGUUGAACAAAACUGUGGCAUUUAUUGUUGAUGAGUUGCCAUACCUCAAUGUCCUCCUUGGAGAAAAGCCUGCACAGUUUCUCAUGGUCAAGUCACAAUGUACCACCAAUGGUUUCGGCUUUAUGUUUCAGAAGGGUCAUGAGCUGGUGCACAAUGUGUCCACAGAGAUAGCGAAGCUAAGGACAGAAGGGAAGCUAGGCGAGAUAGAGAAAGGAUGGUUUGAGAAUCAACUUCCGUAUACAGCAGAUGAUACAUCAAAUCCUAUAACUCUCUACAGAUUCCGCGGUUUGUUCAUGAUCACGGGACUUUCUUCAGCUUUUGCUCUUGCGGUACUUGUCAUUCUCUGGCUCAGAGAUGGAUGGAAAGAUCUUGUGAACUCGGUUAACAUAUUCAUCUCGGGACGAUUUGUACAUUUCAAGAUCCUCUUCGCAAGAACUAUCCAUCCCACUCUCCUUGAUGACCACAUUGGUGAGAGUGCGGUUCAAAUGGCUCAAGGUAACAGACAAUAG